AUGCUGCGCUUCCGUCAGGUACUCACAUUAACUGUUGGCGGAAGCAUUCGGUGUGUGUUCCAGAGUAAGGCCUUUGCUAGCGUUAGCAAGGAGCUUCCCUCGACACCAGAGGGAAAAAAUCCGUAUGACGUCCUUGAAAUUACCGUUACAAACGCCACAAGCUUGGAUGAUGUAUCAAAGCAGUUUAGAGAGCUUGUGGUUUUGAACCAUCCUGACCAACCGGGCGGCUCACAUGAGAGGAUGUCAGAAGUCAAUGCAGCCUACAAGAUAAUUAAGGAAAAUCACAACAAGCUGAUUCAGCGAUUGAAGGACCAUGAGACAGAUACAAAAGGAAGCCAGACCUUUCAAAGACACAGACACGCUCGGGCUCGUAGUGAUGAUAAUCUUGGACGCUCCGGUGGUGUUUAUCGUCAAAAUGCAAAGACUGCCGAACAAACUAGUGGUGCUCGAAGGGCUCGUUCUCUUCAAGAAAUUGAAUUGGAGUGGAAACAUAUUAAGGAUGGGACGGAGAAGUCUGUCUUAAGCAUGUGUAACCGUUACGAACUGGCUGUGGAAAAAGGACGCUUUUUCCGAAAAACGUCCAUGCUUAACGAAAUUACUGUACGAGAACGUUGGCUUCGAAAAAGUUUUGUGAAAAAUGUGUGGGAGGAAGUUCACGAGUUACGGGGGGAACUGCUUCGUCGAGGCGCACGUAGCGCUCAGCAGUCACAGCUGGCAGAAGAGAUGGUCACCUUUGCAUCUUCUGUCCAGCGGAAGUUGAAUGAUGAUUUUCAGCGACUCACACAACUGAGUGUGCAGUCACAAUCUCAUCUGUUUCUUCAGCGGGUAUUAUUCACACUGUUGCUAGUGGUUGUUUUCAUCAAGGUGUGGGAGUGGAUCGUCAAAGGAAUGUUUAAAAAUUCACUCACGGUAAAACUUCGGCAGGGAGUUUUAAGCCACUAA
Trypanosoma rangeli is the source of this 942-nucleotide messenger RNA. RefSeq lists its product as uncharacterized. NCBI's taxonomy places the organism in Eukaryota, Euglenozoa, Kinetoplastea, Trypanosomatida, Trypanosomatidae. The record is from RefSeq and is a predicted model, not a curated record. The coding region runs from base 1 to 942 and encodes 313 amino acids. The transcript has a single exon.